Fomitopsis serialis is the source of this 1544-nucleotide messenger RNA. Its product is annotated as aspartate kinase homoserine dehydrogenase. Gene Ontology annotation, molecular function: homoserine dehydrogenase activity; NADP binding; aspartate kinase activity. The transcript has 5 exons. NCBI's taxonomy places the organism in Eukaryota, Fungi, Basidiomycota, Agaricomycetes, Polyporales, Fomitopsidaceae. The coding region runs from base 133 to 1251 and encodes 372 amino acids. The record is from RefSeq and is a predicted model, not a curated record. Gene Ontology annotation, biological process: aspartate family amino acid biosynthetic process; L-homoserine biosynthetic process.
ACCAUCCGCUCCAUUUCUUGUCCAUGUAUCAGCACUGUGUUGUGACUGGGCGGCGCGACAGACUGUAAUUGAUCUCACCAGAGUGCAGCCACAGCACGUCUACUCAACAGAAAACACGAUACACACUCGACCAUGACGGUACAAGCGAUUGUAUCCUCCAGUCCGAAGGUGCUGCGCAUCGCCGUAGUUGGCGUCGGUCUUGUCGGCGGGGAGUUCAUCAACCAGCUUCUCAAGUUCCCCACCCCAAACCCCUUCCGGAUCGUCGCCCUCACCUCCUCCAAAACCACGCUCUACUCCCCGGAUGGCCUGAGCAUCACGGCGAAUGACUGGAAGCAAAGCCUCGCACAGUCCGGCCUGAAACCCGAUUUACCGUUCCUCGUGCGCGAGCUGUCGGCGCUCGUGAAGCCCGGCCAGGACGUCGUGCUCGUUGACAACACCUCGUCGAACGCGGUGGCUGCGCUCUAUCCGCAGUUCUUGCGGUCGGGCGUGCACGUCAUCACGCCGAACAAGAAGGCGUUUUCUGCGGAGCUGUCGCUCUAUGAGAGCAUCCUCGCGGCGAGCUUGGAGAGCGGCGCGAAGUUCUUCAACGAGGCGACUGUCGGUGCUGGCCUGCCGAUCAUCUCUACUCUGAAGGACCUCGUGGCUACUGGUGACCAGGUUCUCAAGAUCGAAGGCGUAUUCUCUGGCACCAUGAGUUACAUCUUUAACGAAUUCUCGACCGGCCAUGAGAGCGGCCCAAGCUUCUCGUCAGUCGUCAAGAUUGCGAGGGAGAAGGGCUACACGGAACCUCACCCUGCAGACGACCUCAACGGCGCUGAUGUCGCCCGGAAAUUGACCAUUCUCUCCCGAUACAUUCCAUCCUUGCGAUCCGCACUGCCCGAGGGAUACCAGUCCGUCAGCACAAAAUCCCUCGUUCCUGCGGAGCUGGAGAGCAUCGACACAGGGGACGAGUUCAUGCGCCGGCUGCCCGAGUUCGACAACCACUUCAACAAGAUGCGCGCCGACGCAGCGAAGGAGAACAAGGUGCUCCGGUUCGCAGGCGUGAUUGACGUCGCCUCGGGGACUAUCAAGGCAGAUCUCGAAAAGUACCCGGUCACGCAUCCGUUUGCAACAGCUCUGGGAGGCUCCGACAACAUCGUCAUGUUCUACACGGCGCGGUAUGGGGCGAGGCCCUUGGUUGUCCAGGGCGCUGGUGCAGGAGCAGCGGUUACUGCCAUGGGUGUCAUGGGCGAUCUACUGAGACUGGUGUAGGAGAUUUGGUAACUGGGGCCAUCAAAAGAAAGACACGAGAAUUUAACGUCAAUAACCUCGCGACUUAUUGACACACGCGCACGGCGAGCACGACAUAAGACAUACUAGGCGGCCACUACUCCUGAAUCAGCUUUAGCCAGGUCUUUUGAUCUCUCUCGUUUCAGACAUUCGCCGAGGACCCUAGAGUGCACGGACCGCUCCUGAAAACAGCCCCAUGCGUGGGACCCUCCUCGACGCUCUAGCAGCGACCCGCCAGUACUUAUACGUGCUCGUGCUCCCUAUAUCCUCAUUAC